CGAAACCCUGGAAUAAACCCUCGCCUCCUCCUCUCCACUCCCCGCCGGAAAACCAACCCAGCCACGCACCUCUCUCUCUCUCUCUCUCUCUCCGACAUGGACCCCGACUUCCGGUUCGACCCAGAUGGUUCCGACGACGAGGCGGCGGCGGCCUCCGCGCGGCGCAAGCCGGCGCAGUCUCCCUGGGAGUUCUCGUCGUAUACGGAGUCCGUGGCGGCGGAGCACGCGCGCCGCCGCACCACCUCCAUCGACGAGAAGAUCUCCCAGGCCCUCCGUGGCCGACGCAACCCCUCUCGCCCUUAUGGCUCCGACGGGGAGGAGGAGGAGGAGGAUGCUGAUGAUAGCGACGAGGAGCCGGUGAAGGGGGAGACUGGGGACGAGGAGGAGGAGCUAGAGGAGAGCGACGGCGACGAAGAUAUUGAGGAGAGUGACGAGGAGGAAGAGGUCAAGGAGGGCGACAGUGAGGAAAAGGAGGAGGAGCAAGGAGAAGAGGAGGAGGAGGAGGAGGAUGGGGAAGAAGAGGAGGCUGUACAAGAGGACGAAGCUAUAGCUGAACAGAGCAGCACUCCAGAUCCUUCUAAAUUUUUUUCAUCGUCCGAAGGAGCAUCGUUCAAAGCAAAUUCGUUUCUUGAGCUCAACAUAUCACGUCCUCUUCUUCGAGCUUGUGAAGCACUUGGCUAUCAAAAACCAACGCCGAUUCAGGCUGCAUGCAUACCUUUAGCAUUAACAGGACGGGAUAUAUGUGGUAGUGCUAUAACAGGAUCAGGGAAGACAGCUGCAUUCUCUCUGCCUGUGCUCGAGCGUCUACUUUUCCGGCCAAAACGUGUGCCUGCAAUUAGGGUGCUUAUUCUUACUCCAACCAGAGAGUUGGCUGCUCAGGUCCAUAGUAUGAUUGAGAAAUUAGCCCAGUUUACUGAUAUCAGGUGCUGUCUCAUAGUUGGUGGGCUUCCAACUAAGGUGCAAGAGGUAGCUUUAAGGUCAAAUCCUGACAUUGUUGUUGCUACUCCUGGGCGCAUAAUAGAUCAUCUACGCAAUUCUCUUUCUGUUGGGCUUGAAGAUCUUGCGAUUUUGAUCCUUGACGAGGCCGACCGUUUGCUAGAAUUGGGUUUCAGUGUUGAAAUUAAUGAACUGAUUCGCAUGUGUCCUAAAAGAAGGCAGACAAUGCUAUUCUCUGCCACAAUGACAGAAGAAAUUGAUGAACUCGUGAAACUUUCCCUAAACAAACCUGUCCGUCUUGAAGCUGAUCCUUCGCUGAAACGGCCCGCAACGUUGACUGAAGAGGUAGUUAGAAUACGACGGUCACGUGAAGCAAAUCAAGAAGCUGUUUUGCUUGCUCUCUGUUUGAAGACCUUCAAGGAAAGAGUAAUCAUUUUUAGUGGGACAAAGCAUUCUGCUCACAGAUUAAAAAUAAUGUUUGGUCUGUCCGGGAUGAAAGCUGCUGAACUUCAUGGCAACCUUACACAGGCGCAGCGGCUUGAGGCUUUAGAGCUAUUCAAAAAGCAAGAAGUGGAUAUCCUUAUCGCAACUGAUAUUGCUGCUCGUGGAAUUGAUAUUGUUGGUGUUCGAACUGUAAUAAAUUUUGCCUGCCCACGGGAUGUCAAAACUUAUCUUCAUCGUGUUGGCCGUACUGCUCGGGCGGGCAGGGAAGGAUAUGCCGUCACAUUUGUUACUGAUGAUGAUAGAUCCCUCUUGAAAGCUAUUGCAAAAAAAGCUGGUUCACAGCUGAAAAGCCGCAUUGUUGCAGAGAAACCAGUGGCUGAUUGUGCAAAAUUGAUUGACCAGCUGGAAAACCAAAUUUCCAACAUAAUUCAAGAAGAAAGGGAGGAAAUGGCAUUGAGGAAAGCUGAAAUGGAAGCUACAAAGGCAGAAAAUAUGAUAGCUCACAAGGAUGAGAUAUACUCACGACCUAAGAGAACCUGGUUUGCUACUGAGAAGGAGAAGAAGCUUUUGGCAAAGGCUGCUAAAGAAUCCCUGGGUCAAGUUAAAAGUAGCUCUGGAGUUGUGAGUGCUCAGGACGCUGAGGAUCUUCGUCUGAAGGAAAAAAGGAGAAGAGAGCGUGAGAAAAAUCUACCAAGGAAGAAACGCCGAAAAUUGGAGGCGCAAAGGGAGAUGUUAGAGGACGAGAAGGAAGAUGAGGAGGAAACUCAGGAAAGCAAAGGAGGGAAGAAAGCAAAGAAUAGUCAAUCUGUAGUUGAUGUGGCUUAUCGUAAGGCAAAAUCAUUGAAGGCAACUGGUAAAAAAGAUGGCAAAGGAAAGAAUGAGAAGGCAAAACAACCAUCGGAAAAGGGCCAGACUAGGCAAGAGGAAAUGCACGAACUGUUCCAGAGUGAUAUGAGUGAAUGGAAACAGGGCCGCUCCUUGAAGAAAAAGGACAGCUCUUUUGCAAAGAAAUCUAAGAAUUCUUUUAAGAGUAAAUCAAGGUACAAGCGGCGAAAAUAGAAGAGCUGUCAACUUAUAAUGUGUUGUCAAAACUGGGUGUGUAUUGCAUACCCUUGUAACAAUUUUGACUGAUUUACCCUGAAGGGGUUCUGAUAUGCCAUUAGCUAUUAGUUGUAGAAUUGUUUUGCUACCAUGUAAUGGCAUUUCACAAUUUCAGAAAUCAUCUAUGCUUCACGUAAGA
This is a messenger RNA of Brachypodium distachyon (stiff brome), 2620 nucleotides long. Its product is annotated as DEAD-box ATP-dependent RNA helicase 28. Bases 97 to 2439 code for a protein of 780 amino acids. The transcript is spliced from 19 exons. Gene Ontology annotation, molecular function: RNA helicase activity; nucleic acid binding; ATP binding. The record is from RefSeq and is a predicted model, not a curated record. NCBI's taxonomy places the organism in Eukaryota, Viridiplantae, Streptophyta, Magnoliopsida, Poales, Poaceae.